UGCCCCGGGCCAGCCCCGGGGAUGGUGUUGGCCUCGGGAGCCGGGCCCUGACACCGCGCUAAGAUUGAAAACAGCAGUAAUGCUAACUCUGGCAAGCAAGUUGAAGCGGGAUGAUGGUGUCAGAAGACCCCGUGCAUCCAAUCCAGCUUCUGACUCGACUCGGAGGGUGUCUGUUCGAGACAAGUUACUUGUUAAAGAGGUUGCAGAACUUGAAGCUAAUUUACCUUGUACAUGUAAAGUGAAUUUUCCUGAUCCAAACAAGCUUCAUUACUUUCAGCUAACUGUAAUCCCAGAUGAGGGCUAUUACCAAGGUGGAAAGUUUCAGUUUGAAAUUGAAGUUCCUGAUGCCUACAAUAUGGUGCCUCCAAAAGUAAAAUGCUCGACAAGAAUCUGGCACCCGAACAUUACAGAGACAGGAGAAAUCUGCCUAAGUUUAUUGAGAGAACAUUCAAUUGAUGGCACUGGCUGGGCUCCAACUAGAACGUUAAAGGAUGUUGUCUGGGGGUUAAACUCUUUAUUUACUGAUCUUUUGAAUUUUGAUGAUCCUUUGAAUAUUGAGGCUGCAGAGCAUCAUUUGCGUGACAAGGAGGACUUUCGGAAUAAAGUUGAAGAUUACAUUAAGCGCUAUGCAAGAUGAUGAAGGGAGAUGGAUGGCAGGACCAUGGCUUCCACACUAGAGUUGUCCUUGACUUCUACAACAGCAACAGCAACAAAACCAGCCCGGAUUGUACUAGUCCUGUGUCCAUGUUGUACUGAAGAAGAAAACUAACUUCAUAACUUGUCCAUGUUAAAAGGAGAGUUCAGCAUAAAUACAGCAAGAAAUUGUGUAUGUUGGUUGAAAAAGUUGUUUGCUUACAUUUAAAAAUGUUUACUCUUCUGAACUGUACUGUAUAUCCUGUUGAUGAGAGAUGCUUGAGAAGGUAAAAGAAAUCCCUAUUGAAAUUGUAAUUACACUUUUUUUUUUUUCUUUUUAAAAAAACUCUUGCCUAGUUUGGAGGGGGGGAGGAAGGAAAAACAAAACAACAAAACCAACCCAAACAACAAAACCCCCAAAGAGGAAAAGGUGGCUGUGGUUUUUGGAACACUUCCAGUUGGCAAUAAAAUGGUCUCCUGUGACCCAAAUGACAAAACUGUUGCCUUUGAUGAGCAGAGACAAUAGAAGCUUUGUCCCAGAGUCAUCAGCUAAGGUGCAGAGCUUGCCAGAAAGCACCUUGCUUAAUCAAGUUCUACUUCUGCUAUUGAAAUUCUGGCCAAUAUUUGAUGUAAGUACUACUUCUUUGGGUUUGUGGUUUGUUUGUUGUUUUUUUUUUUUAUUUUACCUUGUUAUUUUCAGCUCCUGUUUGAGCUGCAGUACUUUUUUUUUGUUGUUGUUCCUAUUCGCUGUGUGAAGUAGUUAAAAGAGAUGCAGGCUAAUCUGUA
This is a messenger RNA of Indicator indicator, 1419 nucleotides long. It is a transcript of the gene UBE2F, whose product is annotated as ubiquitin conjugating enzyme E2 F (putative). Lineage: Eukaryota; Metazoa; Chordata; Aves; Piciformes; Indicatoridae. The coding region runs from base 80 to 637 and encodes 185 amino acids. Gene Ontology annotation, cellular component: nucleus. The record is from RefSeq and is a predicted model, not a curated record. Gene Ontology annotation, biological process: protein neddylation. The transcript has 10 exons. Gene Ontology annotation, molecular function: NEDD8 transferase activity.